AUGCGACGGCCUAAUCCCAGCGGAGCGUCCGGCGACGACGUUACCGACCCGCGUGACGGUGAGAGAAGUGUUCGAGUACUCACGCACCUGCGUGAUUAUCCCAUGCGACACGGUCCAGGCGUGGAUCCAGGAGAUGGAGCUAGCGGCGUCGCAGCCCUCGGCGAUGACGGUCGAUCCGAAGGAGACGACGGAGAGAGGCACGAAUUCGAACGGCGGAGAGACUCCGGUGAGUAUGCGCAUCAAAAACUGGUGCGGCGGAGGGCCGUGGAACCAGUAGUCCAGAUCUGGGGUGAGGAUCUUGUGCACCGAUUCGACGUCUCGAGAUCUCAGGGCGUCAUAAAGCUUCAGAACCACGUCUCGGUUCUUGAUCUCUGA
This is a messenger RNA of Microthlaspi erraticum, 375 nucleotides long. NCBI's taxonomy places the organism in Eukaryota, Viridiplantae, Streptophyta, Magnoliopsida, Brassicales, Brassicaceae. The record is from the annotation of a GenBank genome assembly.